AAUAUAUCACCGAAAAUGAAGUUCACCCUUUUCUGUGUUGCUCUGGCUGCUCUUAUGUCCAUGGGACAGUGUAAUCCGGACUUUCGCCAAAUAAUGCAGCAGUGCAUGGAGACGAACCAAGUGACGGAGGCCGAUCUCAAGGAGUUCAUGGCCAGCGGGAUGCAGAGCAAUGCCAAGGAGAACCUCAAGUGCUACACCAAGUGCCUGAUGGAGAAGCAGGGCCACCUCACCAAUGGCCAGUUCAAUGCCCAGGCGAUGCUCGACACCCUCAAGAAUGUGCCCCAGAUCAAGGACAAAAUGGACGAGAUUGCCUCGGGCGUGAAUGCCUGCAAGGACAUCAAGGGCAGCAACGAUUGCGACACCGCCUUCAAGGUGACCAUGUGCCUCAAGGAGCACAAGGCCAUUCCCGGACAUCACUAA
Messenger RNA from Drosophila teissieri, 420 nucleotides. RefSeq names its product general odorant-binding protein 56h. Gene Ontology annotation, biological process: sensory perception of smell. Lineage: Eukaryota; Metazoa; Arthropoda; Insecta; Diptera; Drosophilidae. The record is from RefSeq and is a predicted model, not a curated record. The transcript has 2 exons. Gene Ontology annotation, molecular function: odorant binding. The coding region runs from base 16 to 420 and encodes 134 amino acids.